AUGGCCUUCAGCUCAGCGUCGCUUCCCUUGCCACCACCAUCACAAGGUCUGCAACUCUCCAUUGAGCUAGCGGCUCUCAUUACAACCACAACAACUAUGAAAGACAGCAAGACGCCACCGCUGAGUGAUGGCUCUAGCGCCUGCUCCAAAGACAGCCCUUUCGAGUCCACUCCCACUUCUCUACUGCCCAACUAUACCGACGCCACUGGCAGCGCUGCUCGUCCAUCCAAUCAGGUUGAUCAGAUCGCGCUUACACUCAAGAAUGCCUCACUCAAACUCUGCGAUGGUCCCGGUCUGACCCCAGAUGAGCGUAAAGAGGUGGACAAGGCACUUACAAAGGGCGUCCAGAUUGCAUUAUCCAGCGCCAAGUUGGACAUCUGCAACCUCGAUGACCUCAAGGCUCAUCUCAAGCUGCUCAACCUCUUUGAUCGGUUACGACAGCACGUUCAGGAUGGCACCGAGUACUUUGACUAUCCUUCCUGCCAACAGGCUCAAGAUGAUGGACACAUUGGCGCACCCGGCAUUGAUGCGCCACCUCCGCCUUACGCCCCCACUGCAGAAUUGCCUCCUCCCACAAACGCCAAAUCCGGCAGAAAGCCUACCGAACAGCUCAAGCGCGAACAUCGAUGGAACAUCUUUCUCAACCGCGCCGCCUACCGUAUGGAGAUCUGGUUUAAUCAGAUACUCGUCUCCGACGCUGUGAACAAGCACUUUGACCAUGUCAUCCUGGUCAAGGAGAAGGCGGCCUUAAGGGAAUCCAAGGCCAAAGAGAUCGAUGGUGAAGACGUCGAAAAGUUGCUCGAAGGGCUGCUCGACAACGCCCAUGGUUUGCCAGACUUUGCUUUACCUCCUCUCGACGUCGCUCUCAUGCUUCACUCCUACCACCUCAACCCGCUUGCCAAGGAAGAAGACGACCAGCGCCUCAACCUUCAGCCUCCUCCCGAGCACCCAACCCAUGCUCAAGAGACCAACGGCGGUGACAUCUUUGGUCUUCGCGUAAAGUGUCCUCGAUGCCACAAGACUCAGUUCGUCCCCUGGACUGGUCAAGGCAAGGAUCCUUCGAAGCUGGGCAUUGGCGAGCUGGGCUGUGAGCGUGUCUGCACCCCCGUUGAAGGACCAGACGGCUGCACACAGCUCAUCUCGGCUGACCACCUCCAGCUCGGUCGCUUCCUUCAAGACUUCAAACGAUGGAGCAAGAGUCCCGGAAGGAAGUUUGAGGGCAAGCAAGUUUUCUUCAUGGCUGGCACCAUGCUUGGCUCAGCUCAUGCUCAGUAUUCCUCCCGAGAUUAUUUCGGCGAAGCUCUGUUGACGCCGAUUUUCCUGCAUGAAAAGCCUGCCGUAGCAAUGCCACACAAAGAUCGCCAUGUCGCCAAAGGUGCCUCAUUGCAGGAUAUCGAGCAAGUUGGUGUGCAGUGCAACUACAGCAUGAAGACGUUCCGCGCAUGGUUCGAAGUCCGAUGGAUGGGCAACGCCAUCACGCCGAAGCUCAAGUCUUAUGAAGAGAAGUCCAGGCAAAUGGCUCGCAUCGCCAUGAUGAUGCGCAGCUACCAGAACGGUAACGCUGCUGCUUACGGCGAGGGGCUCUGCGAUGUCGUCGAUGGCGUCAAGCGGCGCCCUGGACGAUGUCCUUCUGCGCACUUGAUCCGCUAUCAUAAGUUCCUCGAACUCAUGGCUAGUGUCGCCACAUUGCUCACACCCGCCUUGGACAUCGAUCUCUGCUGGCACACGCAUCAGCUCAAAUCCAGGUAUUACAGUCAUUGCUUCACGCUCGUCGGCCGGUUUGUCAACCACUAUGAUGCCAUUGAGACGGGAAUUUUAAAGGUUGCUUUUGAUCGCACUGCUUCACUCUGGAAGGACAGGUAUGGUCAGCCUUACUCCAUGUGUGGCUGUAUCUACAACGAUUCUGGUGCGCUGAAGAAGCUCAAAGGUCUGCUUGGUAGUGGCAAUAACAGCAGUGGCAAGGAGGCGAGCGAGUCUGCGCCAACCAAGUCUGGUUUCGCUUCGCGCUUGAAGGGAAAGUGGCGUGCUGCCAAGGGUCUUCCCGGCGACAAGCCACAGGAUGAUGCUACUGCUACUACUGUCUGGCAAGACGCAACCCACCCCAGUGCUCACUCGGCCGUGAUCGUCAAGGAAGAGGAGCAUCGUCACGAUAAGCUCCGAGAGCUCAUGGUGAAAGAGUGGGCGCAAGGAAAGCGCCGCGAAGGUCAUGAGAGCGCAUUUGUCCCACUUUACAGCACUCAUUACGUCAGUCGAGAAUCCACCGGCGACACCACACACAACGCUUACAGCAUGUACGGCGUCUACGGUAUGAUGGCCGUUAGUGGGCUUGGCAUGGGCAUGGCUGCGGGUGGUGGUAUGGUCGCCUUUGGAGGAGCUGGUUGUGGCGGUGGAGGCUCCUGA
This is a messenger RNA of Ustilago hordei, 2400 nucleotides long. RefSeq lists its product as uncharacterized. NCBI's taxonomy places the organism in Eukaryota, Fungi, Basidiomycota, Ustilaginomycetes, Ustilaginales, Ustilaginaceae. The transcript has 5 exons. The record is from RefSeq and is a predicted model, not a curated record. The coding region runs from base 1 to 2400 and encodes 799 amino acids.